GCAGUUCCUGCAGGGCUGUCUGCCCGUGCCCGCAGGCUGAGCCCUGUGCCCGUCGGGGACGACUUGGCAUCACCCUGGAGCCCAGAGCAGGGCAGCCGUGGAGCCCGCAGCAGCACUGCCACCGCACUGCUCUGCCAGAGCCAGCCCUGGAGGGCUGUGGACCGCGCUGCGGGGCAAGAGAUGAUGGGCUGAGCAUCGAUCACAGAGGCACCCCAGGGCCAUGAGCUCCCCGUGCGGUCCUGACUCUGAUAUUGCAGACUGGCUGGCCACCAUCCACCUGGAGAGAUACCGGGAUGUUUUCAAGCAGCAUGGGUACCACGUGGCCAGAGAUGCCACCUCGCUGGACGGCGACCACCUGCAGCAGAUUGGCAUUACCGCCACUGGGCACCGCAAAAGGAUCUUAAACUGGGCUCAGCAGACACGGAUGUUCAGUCAGUCCCAGGGGGGACCUGCAGUAGGAGACACCCAUUUCCGAGCCAGCGAGGUCCUGGAUGUCCCCCAGGCAGGCAAGGAUGCCAUUCAAGCAGAGCCGGGAGGGGCCACUGACUCCUUUGGGACACAGCAGUGUGUCACUGUGCCUGCCCAGGCAUCGUCUCUAGAGAAGGACCCUGCUCCUCCCCUCGUGAAGCCGGUUCCCAAGCCAAGGACGGUUUUCCCUCGCUCAAAGCCAGAGCAUGUCUUAGCACCCGUGCUGCCAACACAUGCUACGGAGCCAACACACGGCCUGGGCACCAACGGGACAUCUACAGCCUUUGUGAUACUGGAGGGGUUUGUGCCGGGAGAGAGCUCCACAGAUUUGGAGAGUCCGGAGCCCAGGCCAGCACUGCUGACUGGCCCAGGGACGGCUGUGGCCAUGGGCAUGAGAGCAUCCCGGCUGCGAUCCCCAGCUCCUGAUCAUGGACGAACUCUGGAGGCAUCAGAGAAAUCCCCUCCAUCUGUCCCAUCUGUCCCACCACGGCACAGCCACAGGGUCCCAGCAGCUGAGCCCAGCCCUGGGAGCGUGCUGGAGGGUCACCCCACAUCCAACCCUCCCCUGCCCACCACAGCUGCCCCAGCCAGGAGAGAUCCGUCGCCGUGCCCCAGGGCAACCUCACAGCCAGGCACAGGACGGGGCAGGCUGGAGAUGGUGUCCAACGUCAUCUAUGAAGGACUCCAACCCCCAACAGCACCUGCUGAGAACUCAGGAGAGGAGGAUGGCCCCCAGGGUCAGGGUCUCUCACAGCCCCCAGCUCUGUCCCCUCAGGAGCUGACCCAGUCAGACGACAAUCCUGACAGUCCCGGCUGGCCCAGUGGGGGCCUGCCCCCCGUCCCGCAGAGACCCACCAGCAAGCCAGAGGUCAACGAGCAGCCUGUCAGCCCCUACAGUGAGACCAUCUUCAGGCAUGAAGCCCAGUCCCAGGAGCAGAAGGGUGUUGGCAUCUCCUCUGAUCAGAGCUACGAGGCAGUGUCUGAGCUGGACUUGGAGCGAGAAGCGUGCAGGACAAGCAGCGAGUGUAGCAGUGAGGGAAGGAGCGAGGAUGAGGAGACUCGGUCCCGGCUUAUUGACCGCAUCAUCCAGAAUGACACAGAGGGCUACUCCACUGUAGAGGCACCACGGGCUGAGGGCACCGCAUUCAGCCUGCCAGCGCAUCUCUACCCAGAUGAGGUCCUGGAUGACCUCACCAUCUCCCCCUACGCCAGCUUCACAUCGCUCUGUGAGCCCCGACCCACCAUGCUCAGUGGCUGGCUGGACAAGCUCUCCCCACAGGGGAACUAUGUCUUCCAGAGGCGUUAUGUCCGUUUUGAUGGGAAGAACCUUAUGUACUUCAGCAGUGAGAAGGAGCCCUACCCCAAGGGGGUGAUCCCAUUGUCUGUGAUCGAGAUGGCUCGCUCCACGAAGGACAACAAGUUUCAGGUCGUCACCAGCCACCGCAUCUUCGUCUUCCGUGCUGAGAAUGAGGCCCAGAGGAAUGAGUGGUGCUCCACACUACAGAAGAAGGUGAUGGACCAGCGCCUGGUUGGGUCCCAGCCCCGGUCUGCCAAUACUGCUCACUGCCAGAAGUCAGGCACCCUGGAGCUGAAAGGCCAGAAGUCCAAGGUGUUCGCAGCCCUGAGCCUGCCUGAGAUGUGGCUGUACAAGAGCGAACAGUUCUUUAAAAUGGGCAUUGGCAUCUGCUUGAUUGAGAUGCGUGGCUCCACCAUCCGUGAAGCCAAGAACCGCAGCUUCGAGCUCAUCACCCCCUUCAAAAUAUUCAGCUUCAUGGCGGAGUCAGAGCGGGAUAAGCGGGAGUGGAUGGAGGCCUUGCAGGAGGCCAUAGCUGAGAUGCUCUAUGACUAUGAGGUGGCAGAGAAGAUCUGGUCCAACAAAGCCAACAAAUACUGUGCAGACUGCUGGGCUCAGAACCCUGACUGGGCGUCCAUCAACCUGUGCGUUGUGAUCUGCAAGCAGUGUGCAGGGCAGCACCGCAGCCUGGGCUCCAACAUUUCCAAGGUGCAAAGUCUGAAGCUUGACACUAGCGUCUGGUCCAAUGAAAUUGUACAGCUCUUCAUCAUGCUGGGAAAUGACCGAGCCAACCGAUUUUGGGCUGCUCGCCUCCCCACUGCCGAGACUCUCUACCCAGAUGCCAGCACUGAGCAGAGACGGGACUUUAUCUCCCGCAAGUACAGAGAGGGACGGUACCGCCUGCCCCAUCCCCACUACACCACUCAGGAGGACGUGCUGCAGGCGCUCUGCACUGCGAUGGCAGGACCAGCCCUGCUCAAGACCAUCCUGAAGUUCUUCUCAUCCUCGGAGGCUGGGUUGACGACUGACCCUGCCACUCAUGAGGUGGCCCCAGGGGUUGACCUUUCAUGGGUACUGGAGAGCAAAAGGCUCAGGAACCAUUCAGGGAGCCCCUGUCCACGGGAACCAGGUCCGGAGGGUGUCUACAAUGAGAUCACGCAGCCAGUCACACACAGUGGAUACCUGUACCGAGCCACAGCCCACUCCAAGCUCCCAGGCGUCAAGAAGAGCAAAGAGGACUUCCAGCACACAUGGUGCUCCCUGGAGAGAGCUCUGCUCUUCUUUGAGACGGAGAAAUGCACUGAGCCCCUGGGACACAUUGAGAGUGGGGACCUCAUUUCCCUGGGUGUGAGCAGAGGUCAGGCACUCGCCAGCCCUGGCCCCACUGAAAGGUUUCACUUCACCCUUGAGCUCUUCCUCACUGGGGAAAAAGUGCAGCAGCUGGGAACCGACAGGCCUGAGACACUGCAAGCCUGGGCCAGCGCCAUUGGCAAGUGGUUCACACCCAUGAGCUGUCACUGUCUGCUGGGCUAUGAGUUCCAGCGUGUGGGCCAGCUACGCUACAAGUGCAUGCUCAACCCCGAGCGGUGGCAGCAGGCCUUCUUCAUCCUGCAGAAAGCUCACCUCUUCAUCUGCCCCACUGAGGAUGAUGGGGCUGAGGAUAGCAUUAACCUCCGGCGGCUGCAGGAGCUCAGUCUGGUUCCCCCCACGGAGACCCCAGAGAAGAAGGAGCUGCUGAUCUUGGUGGAGAUGGGGAGGACAUUUUACCUGCAGGGCUUGUCACGGGUGGACUCAGCAGCGUGGUACACGGACAUCCAGGCGUCAGCGGGGGGCCGGGGUAAUGCUCUGCGGGACCAGCAGCUGAGUCGGGGGGACAUCCCCAUCAUCGUGGACAGCUGCAUCGCCUUCAUCACACAGUACGGGCUGCGGCAUGAGGGGAUUUACCGCAAGAAUGGAGCCAAGUCCCGGAUCAAGGUUCUGAUGGAGGAGUUUCGGCGGGAUGCCCGCAAUGUCAAGUUGCGCAUCAAUGACAACUUCAUCGAGGACGUCACCGAUGUGCUGAAGAGGUUCUUCCGUGAGCUGGAAGACCCUGUCUUCACCCUGGAGCUGCACCCACAGUGGAAGGAGGCUGCAGAAAUCUCCUCGAAGCCCCAGCGCCUGGAGCGGUACAAGGAGCUCAUUCAUCGCCUGCCUCGCCUCAACCACAAGACUCUGGCUGCACUCAUCGGGCACCUCUACCGGGUGCAGAAAUGUGCAGACCUCAACCAGAUGAGCACCAAGAACCUGUCACUGCUCUUUGCACCCAGCCUCUUCCAGACUGAUGGCAAAGGGGAACACGAGGUCAAGGUGAUGGAAGACCUCAUUGACAACUAUGUCAGCAUCUUCAAUAUCGAUGAGGACCAGGUAUCCCAGAUGGAUCUGGAGAACAGUCUGAUCACCACCUGGAAGGACACCCAGCUUUCCCAGGCAGGGGACCUCAUCAUUGAGGUUUACCUGGAGCAGAAGCUGGCCGACUGCUGCGUCACCCUAAAGGUGUCCCCCACAAUGACGGCGGAGGAGCUCACCAACCAGGUGCUGGAGAUGCGCAACGUGGCGGCCAGCCUGGACAUCUGGCUGACCUUUGAGGCCCUGGAGAACGGGGAGCUGGAGCGGCCCCUGCAUCCCAAGGAGAAGGUACUGGAGCAAGCUUUGCAGUGGUGCAAGCUUCCGGAGCCCAGUGCCGCAUACCUGCUGGUGAGGAAGGUCCCCAUCGGCGAGGGCAGCUGUCUCUUCACAGGUGUCAAGCGUGAGACUCCCAAGUGUGGGCUGCUGAAAUGCCGCGAGGAGCCCCCCAAGCUGCUGGGAAACAAGUUUCAGGAGCGCUAUUUUGUCAUCCGGGACCGGAGGCUGUUGCUGCUCAAGGAGAAGAAGAGUGCCAAGCCAGAACGCGAGUGGCCCCUAGAUGCAGCCAAGAUUUACAUGGGCAUUAGGAAGAAGCUGAAGCCACCAGCCCAGUGGGGUUUCACGCUGACCCUGGACAAGCAGCAACUGUACCUGGUGUGCUCAGGGCAGGCUGAGCUGUGGGACUGGACCACCAGCAUCCUCAAGGCUCAGCACGAUGAUCUGCGUCCCGUGAUCAUGCGCCGUCGCUCCUCCUCCGACCUCGCCAAGCAGAAGUUCGGCACCAUGCCACUGGUGCCUCUGCAUGGGGACAGCACUGACACCACCAUGCUCUCUGCCAACCAGACCCUGCGCCGCCUGCACACACGAAGGACUUUGUCCAUGUUCUUUCCCAUGAAGAUGCACCAGGACUCCCUGGAGGAGCAGCAGGAGAAGGAGGCUGAUGCUGAUCCUGUCUACGAGGAGGUGGGCAACUUCCCCGAGCUGGCCGCACUGGAGCUGGGGCAGGGGCUGCUGGCAGAUCUGUCGGCCCUGCCCCCCGUGGACAGGUCGAGGAAGCCAGCCCCCUUCCCUGAGCAGCCCCCAGUCACAGCCCUGCGCUCCUCACUGCCUGCCAGCCCGGCCCAGAGGGUGGAGGGUCCCGCUGUCACCAAAGCCCUGUCCCUUGAAAGGGGCUUGAACCUAGACAGUGACAAAGCUCCAGCCCAGGGGCUCAGACCCACCAAAACAGCCUCUCUGGAGAGAAACAUAGAGCCUUCUCUGGCACUGGCCAGGGACUGGGAGCCAGCAGCCACACCGGGGAGCAGUCCCAGUACAGAGACCUCCCUGGAGAUCCCCAGGAAGAGGAGCAUGCAGCCUCCCUCACCCAUCAACAACAAACUCAUCCAGGAGCUCAGCAGUGUCAUCCUCAGGAAGAACGAGGGCCAGUCACCAGGGCCGGGCCAGCCGGUGACGUGACCCACCGUGCCGAAGAGGCAGCCACCGACCUGGGGGUCAAGUCGCACUCUGUGGCAGCGAUGAUGGGUACCCCACACUCCCACAUCAUGGAGCCCACACCGUCCUCCUCCUCCUGAUCCCAGAGCUGGGCUAGGAGUCAGGACUGGUGGGGACAGGGGGACUAGUGGGGAUGAGGAUGCUGAGCCACAGUACCCCAUCUUGGAAGGGCUGGAGAUGCUGCCACAUGUGCUCUUGCUCAUGGAUGGCAUGUCUGUCAUCAGGCCCAGUGCCUAGGGAAGCAAGUAAAAGGGAAAAUAAAAGUGGAAAUGUGGUGCCUGCGUGUUUCGGCACGGUAUCAGGCAUGGGGGCAUGCAGUGCUUGCCAGCAUGGGGGAACACAGCAUGAUGUCCCCUCUCCAAGUGCUGGGCCUGUGGGGCAGAGUCAGGACACCCAAGCCAUCCUCCACUUCUUGCAUCUACCAUGGCAUAUUUUGGGGGGGUCAAUGGGAGCAGGGCUGGCCAUGUGUGCUCGGCGCAUAGUCCUGGCGAUGGAGGACAGCUCCUGCUCAGCUGGGGUAUUUAUACCUGUUGCUUCCACCAGCAGGGAGAAAUAAAGGUUUAUUUGU
Athene cunicularia (burrowing owl) is the source of this 6203-nucleotide messenger RNA. RefSeq names its product ArfGAP with RhoGAP domain, ankyrin repeat and PH domain 3 (gene ARAP3). Gene Ontology annotation, biological process: signal transduction; positive regulation of GTPase activity. The coding region runs from base 221 to 5599 and encodes 1792 amino acids. The record is from RefSeq and is a predicted model, not a curated record. Lineage: Eukaryota; Metazoa; Chordata; Aves; Strigiformes; Strigidae. The transcript is spliced from 34 exons. Gene Ontology annotation, molecular function: protein binding; GTPase activator activity; phosphatidylinositol-3,4,5-trisphosphate binding.